This is a messenger RNA of Anopheles arabiensis, 1451 nucleotides long. RefSeq names its product aprataxin and PNK-like factor. Gene Ontology annotation, cellular component: nucleus; site of double-strand break. The coding region runs from base 80 to 1309 and encodes 409 amino acids. The transcript is spliced from 3 exons. Gene Ontology annotation, biological process: double-strand break repair. Lineage: Eukaryota; Metazoa; Arthropoda; Insecta; Diptera; Culicidae. Gene Ontology annotation, molecular function: DNA-(apurinic or apyrimidinic site) endonuclease activity; 3'-5' exonuclease activity; protein binding. The record is from RefSeq and is a predicted model, not a curated record.
AUGAAUCGUAAACAAAACGCGCGCGCUUCAACGCUUAUCCUCGUAAUUUCAUGUAAAAUCAAGUGAAAUCAGCCUGAGGAUGAAAAAGUUGGUAAUCAUCGAUACUAUAAAGCAUACGCAAAAACCUGUCCCCGAGAGUGGUCAGGAAAUUGGUCGCGGGAAGUUUCUAGAGUGCGAUGAUAAACGAGUGUCUCGGACGCAUGGCCGCAUCGCAUCAGAAUUGAAAGGCAGCAAGCUCUUGCUACGCCUCGAGUCACUACACAUCAAUCCAAUAUUUUGCCGGAAAAAGGACGGGGCCACUGAUUAUACGUUGAAGAAGGAAGAAAGCAUUCUGCUAGAAAUAGGCGACAAGUUUAAACUUAUUGUGGACGGCGUUUGGUUUGAGGUAGGCGAAGAUACAUCUGAAACCGAUACACACCCCACAGAGAUGCCGAUUGAAGCUGAAAAUCUAAAUUCCACAUUGGAUGAUGCUACGCCAUCCAAACGCAAACACGAUGCAGAACAAUCUGAAGAUCAAUCAAAAAGGCUACGGAUAGAAUGUGCAGAUAAUAACUCCGAACCAUCAACUUCAUCCCAUCCGCUCCCGGCAAACCAUUCAACCGAUGCUGAAGAAAUGAUGGUUCCCGACAGCAGCUCGACAGAAACGGUAACAACUACACCCGUUCAGAUUAAACCGGAUCCCGAUGCGUUACCAUCAGGUAGCAACAGUUCGCAAGUUCAGAUCAAACCCGACCCAGAUGCGAAGGGAAGCAACGGGGGCCCAAUGGCUAAUGAUGGUUGUUUGCCGACAGGCAGUAGUUUGCCUCCAGUAUCGAUUAAACCUGACCCAGACGGAUUGGUAGCGAAAGCGGGACUACCUGCCACCGUCUCCCCAGUAGUUGCUAACCCCGGUGUAUUACGCCCAUCCUGUGAUUUCGGAAUACGAUGCUACCGUGCAGGUCAAGAUCAUCGGACACUCUACGCUCAUCCGGGCGAUUUGGAUUACAGAAGACCGAACUUCCCUCCACCUCCUCCGGGGUCACCGCUGUGUCCGUUUGGUGCACGAUGUUACAGACGAAAUCCGCAGCAUUUCCGCGAAUUUGAUCAUCCAGACCCGAAUGCGGGUUUGUUGCGCAGGCCUUUGCGCCCCGGUGGACCAAGACUGCAGCAGCCUGAUGACAAUAUGUCUGAUAACGAUGAAUAUCCGUACGAAUCUGAUCCCGAUUUUGAUGAUAGUUCGUCAGACGAGUAUAUUCCCGGACAUAUGUAUGAUGAGAGUGACGAUGGUGACAGUGCAGAGGGCGAUAAUGAUAGCGGCCUCGAUUGUUAACUCUGCGCAAACGCUUAUCUGGAGGAUUUGCCAUAACUUUGUUACACGUCUGUCAGGCCGAAUGGGGAGACGGGAAAUGUUAUUUAAGUAAAACGAAGAAAAUAAAGAAUGUUACCUCAUGUUUUCGGUAUUCCGUUUCGUA